UUAAAAGGCUGUCCUUACAUAAAGAGAAGACAUGAAGGACGUAGAACUGAAGGAGGUGGAUCAGGAAAAACAGCUAAUGACCGGACAAACUCAAAUAAAUGGCUGCGUGAAGGUCACUGUCCCAGAGAAUGCUGGAGUGAAGUAUACUGGCCUCUCCAAAGACGAGUUAAUUAAAAUCGCCAGUACAGCUGGGUGGGUUCGGACUCGUUGGGUCUUGCUGGUUUUGUUCUGGUUCGGCUGGAUUGGCAUGUUAGCUGGAGCAAUAGUAAUCAUAGUACAGGCCCCACGCUGUAAACCCAUUCCUGAGAUGAACUGGUGGAAUGAAGGUCCUCUGUACCAGAUAUCUGACGUGAAUGCCUUCUCUGAAAAGGGACUGAAAGGAGUGGAGGAAAAGCUGGACUAUAUGAACCAGAUGAAGGUGAAGGGCCUUGUUCUGGGUCCGAUACACACUGUGCAAGCAGACCAGCUGGAUAAACUAAAUCUGGUUUCAGUUAAACCUGAAGUAGGCACUAAGAAUGAUCUGGAAUCUCUGCUGAGCCAAGCACACAAAAAAAGGUAUCUCAAUAGUGCUGAAUUUAACACCCAAAUGAGACAUCAUGAAAACAGACUCAUGGCCAGGCUAUAUUCAACCAAAGUGUCCAGACCAAAAAAAGUAGCUCUGAUGGGAUCAGUCACCGGUCUCUCUGUGGAUGAGGUCUCUCUCGUGCUGAACCGCUCAGGUGUUGACCUGCUCUUGAAUGGACUGCCUGAUCUGGCUGAGCCCGGUGAAAGACAGGCCCAGGUAAUAAAGAACCACUACUUCAGUCACCUGCAGAUGAGUCUGGGCUGGUGUCUGAGUGGACGGACUCUGGGUUCUCCAGCAGUGCCUGUAAGGCUCUAUCAAAUGCUGCUGUUCACCCUCCCGGGCACACCUGUGUUCAGCGCUGGAGAUGAGAUUGGACUGAAGGCCGGGGAAAAUCCUAAAAUAAUGUGGGACUUGGAAUACCCAGUAGUAGAGACGAAUGCAACAGCAAAGACUCUGCAGGAGGAGCAUAUCGCAGUUCGUAACUUCUUCAAAACACUCACUCAUCUGAGGGGAAAAGAGCGAUCGCUUGUGCACGGAGAAUAUGUCAGCCUUUUCAGUUCACCCACUUCAUUAGCAUUUGUCCGCCUCUGGGAUCAAAGCGAACGCUUCCUUACUGCCAUGAACUGGGGAAAUGACCCUGUAACCAUGAACCUCACUUAUAGAGACCUGCCGACACAAGCUCAGGUUCGCCUCACCACAGAUGCUGCGAAUCUAGCCGUGGAUAGCAUGGUCUCCUUAGAGAAGUUUCAGCUUGGGCCCAAACAGGCUGUUCUGUUGUCUUAUCCUUAUGCUGGUUAGACAAACAUAUGCAGAUCCUC
This is a messenger RNA of Sinocyclocheilus rhinocerous, 1383 nucleotides long. RefSeq names its product 4F2 cell-surface antigen heavy chain-like. The coding region runs from base 32 to 1363 and encodes 443 amino acids. The record is from RefSeq and is a predicted model, not a curated record. The transcript has 8 exons. Gene Ontology annotation, biological process: carbohydrate metabolic process; phenylalanine transport; L-alanine import across plasma membrane. Gene Ontology annotation, molecular function: L-alanine transmembrane transporter activity; aromatic amino acid transmembrane transporter activity; L-leucine transmembrane transporter activity. Lineage: Eukaryota; Metazoa; Chordata; Actinopteri; Cypriniformes; Cyprinidae. Gene Ontology annotation, cellular component: apical plasma membrane; basolateral plasma membrane.